CAGAUAGGGAGGGAAGAGAUGAAGCACCUGGUGGAAGGGCUCAAGUCGAACAGCAGCAUCCACACCCUGGAUCUGUCGAUGAACAGGAUCGGGGUGGAAGGGUCGCAGUACCUGCGGGAGCUGUUCCAGCACAACUUGGCGAUCGCUGACGUGAACCUGUCGGCCAAUGAGCUCAGGGACAAGGGGAUCAGCAACGUCGCCGAGGGCAUCCUGGCGAACAAGACAGCGACGAGGACGAGGCCUGUCCGACGGCUGGUCCUGUACGACAACUCGUUCUCGACGGACGGAGCAAGGGCCCUCUCAAUGUGUCUCGCUCACGCGCAAGUAUCCAUCACCCUCCUUGAUCUCUCUCGCAACCCCAUCGGAUGCUCGGGGGUCUCGUUCGUUGCUGACGCCGUCUUCCACGGCUGUCCGCUCGUGACGCUCCUUGUCAGCAACUGCAAGAUCGGGAGCGAGGGGAUGAUCAGGAUGGCGGAGGCGAUCGAGAAGACGACUAGCCUCCUGAGCCUCAAGCUUCAGCGUUGCCCCCUCGACCCCCUCGGUGCUCAGCAUCUCGCGCGCAUGCUGGAGCGCAACCCAGCUCUGCUCGGCCUCGAUCUCUCCGGCAGCCCGAUCCUGGGGGCGGGCAUGGCGGAGAUCGCGGCGAGCAUGGGGGGGGAUGCGGACACGAGGAGGGAGAGGAACACGCGGCUGACGAGCCUCAGCGUGAGGAGCUGCCAGCUGCAUGCCGGGGGGGCCGCGCACAUCGCGAGGAUGCUGCACAGCAACAACCACCUGCGGCGACUGGACCUGGGGGACAACAAAAUCGGGACCAGGGGAGCGCUGGAGCUCUCAGCUGCCCUCCAGCAGAACUUUGCGCUUACAGAGCUGCAGCUGGGGAAGAACGAGAUCGAGGACGAGGGGUGCCUGGGGCUCGGGAGGUGCCUGUCCGUGAACCUGUCCUUGAGGAAGCUGGACUUGUCCGACAACAGGAUAGGAGACGGGGGGGCCAGGGCCCUCUGCCUGGGUCUGCUGGCCAACGAGGCCAUGAGCGAGCUAAGGGUGGAGGGGAACGUGCUGACGAGCGUCGGCGUCUGCUUUCUUGAGGUCGCCCUGCGU
Messenger RNA from Guillardia theta CCMP2712, 1098 nucleotides. RefSeq lists its product as hypothetical. The record is from RefSeq and is a predicted model, not a curated record. Gene Ontology annotation, molecular function: protein binding. The transcript is spliced from 2 exons. Lineage: Eukaryota; Cryptophyceae; Pyrenomonadales; Geminigeraceae. The annotation marks the transcript as partial.